Molecule: messenger RNA, 1573 nt
Organism: Trifolium pratense (red clover)
Lineage: Eukaryota; Viridiplantae; Streptophyta; Magnoliopsida; Fabales; Fabaceae
Product: disease resistance protein RGA2-like
Exons: 2
Coding region: 346-864 (172 amino acids)
Biological process (GO): defense response to fungus
Source: RefSeq, a predicted model, not a curated record
CUUGGAUACUUGUCUAUCAAGGUGAAAUACUUGCGACUUUUGCAAAUAAGUGACUCUAGAUACAAAAAUUUGCCUCGCUCCAUUGGUAAGUUGAAACAUUUACAAUGUCUCAAUCUUCUAGCAAACAGGCAACUGGAGAGGCUUCCUGAUUCUGUGUGCAAACUCCAAAAUUUGCAAACUUUAAAUCUCUAUGGAUGUGAAAAUCUACAAAAAUUGCCUAAUGGAAUAGGAAAUUUGAUCAUACUUAAAGAACUAUAUAUAACCACAAAGCAAUCUAACUUCCCAAAAGAGUUAGCAAACUUGUCUUCUCUAGAAUUUCUUGCAUUCAGUUAUUGUGAUAAUUUGAUGUUUUCUUUUGAUGGAAUACAAUUUCCUAAACUUAAAGUGUUAAGUUUUGUAUCUUGUGGGAAUCUAAAGUCAUUGCCAUUUCAUAUCAUUUCCAAUAUAGAGUGUUUGCUCAUUGAGGAUUGUAAAAUGGUGAUAUUGUCAAAGGGUGAUGACAACAACCAAAUACCCAAUUUAAAGUUAAAGUUACUAAGUUUUAACUCCAUGCCUCAAAUAGUGACUUUUCCGCAAUGGUUUCAAGGAUGUGCAAACACCCUACAUUCCUUAGUUAUUGUUGACUGUGAAAAUCUUGAGGAGCUUCCUAAUUGGUUUUCAACUGCUAUUUCUCUCAAGAACAUUUCAAUUUUAAACUGUCCAAAAUUGUUAUCACUCCCUGAAGAUGUGCAUCACCUUAAAAACCUCGAAUGUUUAGAAAUGAAGGGUUGUCCUGAGUUAUAUAGAAGAUACCAGACAACAUUUGGACAAGAUUGGUACAAAAUAUCACAUAUCAAAGUUGUUGUGGUUGAACUUGAAGUUUAAACAGAGUUCCUAGAUUUGUACAAUGAAAAUUUGAAUGUAGUAAGUUUCUGUUGAAUUUCUUCUUUGUAUUUCAUUAUUUUUUGAAUAAAAAUUUCAUCAUGUAUUAAUUGAUUUUAUUCUAUGGAAAGUUUAUUUCAUUUUAUUAUCUUUGGUUAAUUUAUUCUAUGGAACGUUAAUUCAUUGGAAAAGGGAAUGCAUAUAUAGCAGAACUUUGGGGAGUGUUGGAAGGUUUAGAGCUUGCAAGAAGAAUGAAUUUUUAAGCAGUAGAGUUACAUGUGGAUUCCUUAGUAGUUGUUCAAGCUUUAACAGAUGAUAGCAAAGGAAGCCCUUGUGAAAGUGCUAUAAUUCAAAAAAUUAGAAACCUUCUUGGAUCGGAUUGGGAGGUCAGAGUUCAUCAUGCCUAUCGUGAAAUAAAUAAAUGUGCGGAUGCUCUAGCUAGUAUUGGUUGCUCCAUGAGAGUUGGUAGUAGUUUUUAUAAUUGUUGUCCUGCUCAGCUGAGUAGUUUGUUACUUGCUGACUUAAUGGGGAUAACCUCCCCUAAAUUGGUUUCUUUGUAGUUUUCCUUAUUGCUGGGUUUUUAAACCCUCUUUGAAAUAAAAAAAAAAAAGAUAAAAACUUAUUAUCUUCACAAUUUGAAGUGAGGUAGGAAAAUUGACAAGAAAUCAAUUGCUAAUAAUACAAGAAUACAUGAAUUGUAAUUCAUGUCUUU